Molecule: messenger RNA, 11707 nt
Organism: Lethenteron reissneri (Far Eastern brook lamprey)
Lineage: Eukaryota; Metazoa; Chordata; Hyperoartia; Petromyzontiformes; Petromyzontidae
Product: receptor tyrosine-protein kinase erbB-4-like
Biological process (GO): positive regulation of kinase activity; multicellular organism development; negative regulation of apoptotic process
Cellular component (GO): plasma membrane; signaling receptor complex; basal plasma membrane
Molecular function (GO): ATP binding; epidermal growth factor receptor binding; transmembrane receptor protein tyrosine kinase activity
Source: RefSeq, a predicted model, not a curated record
UCCACGCGCUCAUUGCCAAUCGAGUGUGGAGGCACCGCGGUGGGAGGUGCAGUGCUUCAGCACACGCGCGCGCACUACACGGAGAGAGAGAGAGAACGGAGAGAGCGCGAGAGAGCUGGCGGGAGGAGGAGGAGGAGGGGGGAGGAAAAGUUUACAGCAGGAGUCAUCCUGAUACAAUACUGGCGAGCUGCACCCGGGACAGCGAACCACCUCUUCUUGUGCCCUCUGCUGGGUUCUAUCCUGUGACCGGGGGCGAGGGAGAUCGCCUCGGGUGGACUCCGAGAGGAGACAAUGGGUGUCUCGGCUUUGUUGGUCCACGCGUUUGGAUCGCUGCUCCUCUGUCUGCUGCUGCCGGGAAGCGCUCAGCAGGAAGUUUGCUCGGGGACAGAGAACAAGCUGAGUCUGAGUGCGACGAGGGACCUCCAGUACCAGGCGCUUCGGAAGACGUACGAGCAUUGCCAGGUGGUGCUGGGGAAUCUGGAGAUCACCAACAUUGGCGCCGACAAGGACCUCUCCUUUCUGCGGGCCAUCCGGGAAGUGUCUGGUUAUGUGCUGGUGGCCAUCAAUGAGUUUGAGCGCCUGCCACUUGAGAACUUACGCAUCGUGCGGGGCACCAAGCUGUACGAAGACCGCUACGCGCUCAGCGUGUUCCUCAACUACCGCAAGCACGGAGGCAUGCGCAGUGGCCUCAAGGAGCUGCGUCUCAGCAACCUCACAGAAAUCCUGAACGGAGGGGUGUACAUUCGGGAGAACAAACACCUGUGCUUUCAAAACACCAUCGAGUGGCGUGAAAUUGUAAAGGAAGGGAACAUUGUGAACGUGGAGAAGGACAACAGCACCUCCUGCGACCUGUGCUAUGGAAGCUGUAAUAACCACUGCUGGGGUGCAGGACCUGAAUACUGUCAGAAAUUCACCCAGCUGCUGUGCGCGAGACAAUGCGACGGCCGCUGCUAUGGGCCCAGCCCCAGUGAGUGCUGCCAUUCCCAGUGUGCGGCCGGCUGCUCGGGACCACGGGACACCCACUGCUUUGCCUGCAAGAACUUCAAUGAUAGCGGUGCCUGCGUGAGCCACUGCCCCCCACCUAUGAUCUACAAUCCUGUGAGUUUCCAGCUGGAGGAAAAUCCCGACGUCAAGUACAGCUAUGGGGCCAUCUGCGUCAAGGAGUGUCCACAUAACUUCGUGGUGGACUACAACUCGUGUGUGCGAGCCUGCCCGGCCGGCAAGCACGAGGUGGAGAAGCAGGGCAAGAAGAAGUGUGAGAGCUGCACUCACGUCUGUCCCACCAAAGCGUGCGAUGGCAUCGGGACGGGAAACUUGAGCCACGCGCAGACCGUGGACGCUUCAAACAUCGACACGUUUGAGAACUGCACGAAGAUCAACGGGAACAUCGCCUUCCUCGUCACGGGGAUCAAGGGGGAUUCGUACAUGAAAAUCCCUCCCCUUGAACCUGAAAAGUUAAAUGUGUUUCGCAGCGUCAAGGAAGUCACAGGCUAUUUGAUGAUCCAGGCCUGGCCACGGAACAUGACAGACUUUGGGGUGUUUGAGAACUUGACCACAAUUCGUGGCAGAGUUUUACAAAGGGGCUUCUCGCUGCUCGUGGCACGUAUUCCCACGGUGACGGCGCUCGGCCUGGCAUCGCUGCACGAGAUCAGCGCCGGCAACGUCUACUUGAAGCAGAACGAGCGCCUCUGCUACUACAACACCAUCAACUGGACGUCGGUGUUCAUGAGCGAGCGACAGACGCCCUUCAUCCACGACAACAAGCCUCCCCCCAACUGCACCUCAGAGGGCAUGCUGUGUGACCCUUUGUGCUCGAACUACGGCUGCUGGGGACCGGGCCCUGACCAGUGCAUCUCCUGCAGGUUCUUCAGCCGUGGGCGCGCCUGUGUGGAGGCUUGCUACACCGCCAGUGGACCCUACCGGGAGUUUGUGGAUGGAUCUACAUGUGUGCCCUGUGACACGGAGUGUCUGCAGUUCAAUGACUCAGCUACCUGCUACGGACCGGGCUCCAACAGCUGCGUGAGGUGCGCGCACUACGCGGACGGGCAGCAAUGUGUGAGCGCGUGUCCCACGGGCGUGCUGGGCGGCAACGAGGAGCUCCUCUCGAAGUACCCCGACGAGAACAACAGCUGCAGGGCCUGCCACCCCAACUGCUCUCACGGGUGCAACGGAGCAGGCUCUGUGAACUGCCAUCUAAUUGGUCAGCACUUGAGGGGAGGCACACCGGUGCUGGCUGUGAUGGUGGUGGGGGGCCUCUUCUCCUGCGUCGUGUUCGUGCUGCUGGUGGUGGUGUGCGUGCGUCGGCGGAACAUUGCGCGCAAGCGGGCCAUGCGGCGCUACAUCGAGAAGGAGCUGGUGGAGCCGCUGACUCCGAGUGGAGCCGCCCCGAACCAGGCCCAGCUACGGAUCCUCAAGGAGACGGAACUCCGGCGUGGCAAGAUUCUCGGUUCGGGGGCCUUUGGAACUGUGCACAAGGGGAUCUGGACCCCGGAGGGAGAAGAUGUGAAGAUCCCUGUGGCGAUCAAGGUGCUGAGAGAAGGGACGUCUUCGAAAGCCAACAAAGAGAUAUUGGACGAGGCGUUCAUCAUGGCCACAGUCUGCAACCCUCAUCUGGUGCGGCUAUUGGGCAUCUGCCUGACGUCGAACGUGCAGCUCGUGACCCAGCUCAUGCCGCUCGGCUGUCUGCUGGAGUACACGCGCGAGCACAAGGAGCACAUUGGCUCCCAGCUGCUUCUCAACUGGGCUGUGCAGAUUGCCAAGGGCAUGAUGUACCUGGAGGAGCACCGCUUGGUGCACCGUGACCUCGCCGCUCGGAACGUGUUGGUGAAGACUCCGCAGCACGUGAAGAUCACAGACUUUGGGCUGGCGCGUCUGCUGGACGUGAACGAGGUGGAGUACCAUGCCGACGGUGGCAAGAUGCCCAUCAAAUGGCUCGCCCUGGAGUCGAUACAAUACCGGACCUUUACCCAUCAAAGCGAUGUCUGGAGCUACGGAGUGACCAUCUGGGAGCUCAUGACGUUUGGAGGCAAGCCUUAUGAGGGCAUCUCGGCAAGGGACAUCCCGGAGCUGCUGGAGAAGGGGGAGCGCCUCCCCCAGCCACCCAUCUCCACCAUCGACGUCUACAUGAUCAUGGUGAAAUGCUGGAUGAUUGACGCUGAGAGUCGGCCUCGCUUCAAGGAGCUCGCUGUGGAGUUCUCAAAGAUGGCACGUGACCCGCAACGGUACCUGGUCAUACAGGGAGAUGAGCGCAUGAGUCUUCCCAUCCCAUCGGACAGCCGCUUCCUGCAAAGUCUGCUUGCGGAGGAGGACCUGGAAGACUUGGUGGAUGCGGAGGAGUACCUCAUGCCGCAGCAGCCGUUCUUCAAGGGCAGCUCCAGUAAUCGAGCCAGCACUGCCUCUGACGUGGCCAGCGCUGCCUCUCAGAAGGACAACAUGGGAGCUGCGAAGGAGGAGACGUGGGGGGGCAGCGUCUUCCUGGCACGCAGCUCGUCCCAGCGCUCCCACGCCAGCGAGGCGUCCGCGUGCAACGUGUUUGAGGAGUCCGCGUGCAGCAGCGCUGUUGCCCAUCAGCAGCAGCAGCCGCCGCAGCCUCUCGGCGUGAGAGGCCGGCAGGACAGCACUGCCCAGCGCUACAGCACGGACCCCACGCGCUUCCACUCAGAGCCGCUCCCCUCUAAGGUGGAAGGCGGUGACUAUGCCACUCCAGCCACAAGCAAGGCCAUUCCCGGUUUGUGUGAAUAUUUCAUUCCCAUUGAAGAAACCCCUUUUUAUUCUGACUGUUCUGCUGCAAACAACACCCCAAGCGAAGUGGAAUAUCGCAACACAGGACGCGAGAGGCUCGGCCCAGCAAACGAAUAUCUCAACGUCCCCUGGUACAGCAACACGUGCCGAGAGCCAGCACACAGUGGUGAUUACCCGGGGGGGAGGAACAGCAAGCUCACGGUGCAGCAGAGAGGUCCGCUGUCCACUAAACCCAGCUACAGAAACCACAAUUUGCUCAUGGAGCAAAAGCAGCUUUUUAAGGUGCCGAGUCAAAAAAGCUACGGUGCAAACCCUCCCGGUGAAUUUGACUUUUCGUUAAAAGUGAUCCCCAAUUCAAGCCAGGCUUGCGACGUUUUGCAAUGCAGUUCCCUGGGGUUUCCGACAACGCAAGAAGACGUUGGCACAGCGGUAGUGGAGUCUAAACUGAUCCCUUCACAGCAUCCGUUGAGUCAGUGGAAAUUCUUAUUUCGUCCAACUAAAAGUGGCAUUGUCAGUCAUGACGAGAGUGGUGCCGUUUUACAUGGACCUGAAAAUGAUGGGAAAAGCUUGAGUCAGCAGCGUGGCCUAUAUUCCAGUAGCACAAAUCCAGGGCUGAUUUGUAGCAGUGCAGAGAAUCAUAAUAUGGGUCAUGCUGAAAUCGCCAUGGGCGAGGGAAAACCGGUGAUAAACACGCAGAGUCAGGCAGAACCGAUGAAACAUUCACUCAGUCAUGGGAACUUCUGUACAAAUCAAUCUGCUCAGGCCGAUCAUCAAGUCAGAUGCCCACCAAGUUACAAUGAGGCCAUGAGACCACAAAACUAUGACAAUAUUAAUGUCAGGCAAUCUUGUAAUGGGGAUCAUAUGAGCCAUUCUCCGUCCGACAGUGGCCCCGCUAGUGGCAAGAUUAGGAGUCAGUUUAGUGGCCCUCCGGACUAUGAAAACCACAUGAAAAAGCCCCCAAAUUACGGAUGCCUGAUCACCAGAGGGUCAUCCCAUGGAAACCAGAUCCACAGUUUGCCAAACAAAGUGGGGGAUGAUGUCACGGCAAAGCAACUGGAACAGAGCAGAGCAGCGCUGCAAGCAUCCAUUCAAGAGAACCCGGAGAAAAUGUCUUCAAACAAAGUGCCGUCAGAUCAACAGAGGAGCUCAAAAGAGCAGAGCUGUUGUUCAUCAACGUCAUCUCAAGGUCAUCCUGUUGUCGAUCCUUCACAAAGUGUGAACAAAGGGAAUCUGAAAAGCAGUUUGAUGAGCUCUGUCACAACUCCCGCUCCGAUGAGCCAGAGUCUGAUUUCCUACCCGACUGGCAUCGCCUUCCAAGCUGUUGGCUUGCCCAAUUACAGCGAUCAACUUGUUAAGCCAUCCCACUAUAAUGGGCAGUCCACCAAUGCCCCAGUCCAAGGAAAAAAUGAUGUGAGCUCAAGCAGCCGAGUACAGUGCGUGUCGAGUGUGUCCAACCAACAAGAGGGACGUCCUGGCCCAACGGGAACACCUGACAACCGUGUGCAUGCUUCAUUGGUGUCCUGGCCCAGGCACCAGAAUGGACACGUUGGUAAUGGCUUGGUCAACAGCAGACAAGAUGGAGGUAAUACAAGCACCUUGCCCUGCUAUGGUACCAGAGAUACGUUGGUAUGAGGGUUCUUUCCGCUGUAUCGCUUCUUGUUUGAGGAGUAUGUAUGUAUGUGUGUUGAACUUCUUUCGCGACGUACGUAGCCAACCGUACUGAUCGGAGGUGCGGGGGAAGGACAACAAAAAUGCAGAUGCACAUGGCAACGAUUUUUAUGAUGAAUGUGUGUUGGAUGUCUGAGUGAGUUUGUGAGUGCACAAUGUUAAGCACAGCUAAGCAUUUCUUAGCGUACGCAUGCAUGUGUGAGUACUACACAUGAGUAGUCACACAUGUACUCAUACACAAUUAAAGGGAGUAUCAACCCCUCUUUCUUUCUUUUUUUUUAGAUGUAGAGGUUGAAGGCAGAAUGUUCAUUUAAGGACACUUUUAAUAAAAAAAAAACCCAGCGAGGAUUAUUCGAGAAUAUAACCCACAACUGCACAAUAUAUUGGUCUUCAGGCCUGGAAAUAAAAGUGUUCUAGGAUACUGGGAAAAUCCAUUGGUCUCUGUUUUCUGUCUCUCACCUUCCACAAUGCUCGGUUAAGAGUUAGGAGAAAGUUGGCAGGCCCAAGUGGGAAGCUGGAAGCCGUAGCAAUGGUGUUCUGCAGGAAAUGAAGACCAGGGGAACACCGGCUAGGGAGAAAGCUGGAAUGUUUGGUCGGGGGUGUCAGGAAGCAUAUUUGGAUGAUGCGGGGAGGAGUUUGGAUGAUUUAGGGGUGGGUAAUGUCUGGAGACUGUAUGGUAGAUAAUGUCAGGCUUGCGUGGAAAAAGGUCAGGAGGCCCCUGAUUAAAUUCUGGAGAUCAAUUGUUUGAAUAAAGUGCUCUGAGGCUCCUCACUCCACAAUCCAACAACCCUAAAAUUGGCACAAGUCUGCAGCAGAUGCCCAGAAUAAUUUCCCCUGCCUCUCUUACCAUAAUACCACGACUGCACUUUUUAUACAGGCCAUUAGUGUAAGCAAACCCUUAUUUAAUGAACAAAAAUGCAGAAAUGCAAUAUUUGAAAAUCCAUGCGUUGGGCCUCUUUACGGCAGGAUGCAACGAUGUGACGGACCGCCCUUGCUUACCACCGGGUCACGGUGAGCUGCACCGACCCAAGGCGAUAGCAUUCGCUUACUUGUGGGCACGCUUAGUUUCAAUGCAUUACUUUGCCGCGAUCAGACAGAGCUGCGUUGUUCAUUAAGCCAAUAAUGCGAGUAAGUUAUACGAGCCAUAGAACACACGGGCAGCAGAGCAUGUCCAAUAGGACAGCACGGAACUGUGCGCUCAUUCACUGCGCCCGCAUUGCCCCUCAAGGUGGUGUGUUUUAUAAUUGGUAAUGAGAUUAAAAUGAGAUGCUUUUGGCAGCUUAUUCCAAUUGCAUAUUAAUUCAAGGCAUGACGUGAAGUAUGUCUCCAGUAAAUGUUUCACAUGAAGCGCGUUGAAGCCUGAACCGUCAUUCAUUGUACUGUUUAUGUGCCCUGCGCUACAUGUACAGUGACAGGCCCAUGCCAUUUGUAAUUCUGCUAGCAUCAACACUGCAUGACCCCCAGUGUUGAUGCUAGCUUGGCCCAAAACAUUAUAAUAUUUUUGUACAAAUUAUGGCUUGCUAAUAAGUGCUGAACAGAACAAAGCAAGUCCAGAUCUGACAAUCUUCAGCAUUGACGACGCAAGACGCCACUUGGGAAUAUCUGUUGGCUAAAAGUUUACUCUCAGCCCAUGAAAACAAUGCAUUGUAAUUGGGCACUAUUAAUGCAUACACUCUAUAUAAAUACGUAUCAUACUUUGGCCUUCCUUUAUUUUAAAAUGCUCGUUGUGCCCUCGUCAUCUCUGCCUGUGAUGGGAGCAUUGGUUGUGGUGCUGAAAGACGUCGUCAAGCAUUCACUCCACGUUAUGAAUUUAUCCAAAUCAAUUUAUUUCACAGAAAAAACACAUCAAAAACUCUGGGUGAGUGUUGCCAAACGGAAAUGUGUUGAUGUGUGUUUAAUUUCAGCAAUUUUAAAUCGAACUGCCAUUGACUAUUGUCAAUAACAGGAACUUUGUGACUCAAGUCGGUAAUUGGUUAUUUGGAUAACUUUAUGUGUGACAUUUAUCAGCUUUGUAUCAAAAAGCUACCUUGGGUUUCACUGGGAAACAGCCUAUGAACUGUGUCCAUAUUCUAUGGAUGUCUGCAUGUAAAAAUCGGAGCCUACACGCUAUAAACAAUGCAAGGUUGGUGGGAAACUACUGAAGAGAUUUAAAGUUUAUUUUAAAAAGACAAUAAAGAAUAUACAUUUUCAACGAGAGCACUUACUGUGUCAGCUUAGGUAUGAUGUGCUGUAUUUAGUUUUCAGCCAUGGCAUUAUAUUAAUUUACCCAUGUGUAUAUCUAUAAUAACAGCAUGAUUAAGUUGUGAGCUGUGUAAUGAUCAUCACGCAACUAUAUUGGAAUCAUUGUAAAAUUGCAAUGCUAUAGGUGGCAUUUUUAGUGUACAUAAAUGCACAACGCUGUUGGUUAUUGUAUAUUUCAGGUAUAAGAGGGGUUUUUGUUUCACUUAAACUUAUAUAGAUAAAAUGACCAGUCAAGUACGACAUUUGUUGUAAUUCUUUGAUAAAUUAUUAAUAAUGUCUUAACAUGUAGAUACACUUUGAUUGGGUUUUGUUGUUUACCAAAACAUGUUUCGGUACUUUACUAUCAUUGCAUGUCGUCUGCUAAAAAAAACAUUUCGACAGCAUUGAGGAUCUACCAUUGCAGAGAUAUAUACUAAAUGGUCAUACAUGUAAAAAAAUGUUCAUACAAAUAUAUAGCACUGUAAAAAAAUAAAACAUGUAAAUAUAGCAUAAUUAUACUGUGAUAACAAAUUAAGUGAAUCUUCAGUAAGACAUUUAUUAAGAUAUAUAUGUCUAAACUACCGUAUUGAAAUUUAUCAGCGAAAUAAUAUUUAUCAAUUACUAUACAUCAAUAAAUAACUGUAGCCAAUAAAUAAGUCAUCAUAGCACAUUACACAGUUGUGGCAUGAGUUUGAAUAAUCUUCAUUUGCUUGCUAUGCUGUAUCCAAUGGCACAUUGUUUUAGUUAUUUAAUUGAGCACUUCAAAUGAAUAUGCUUUGUAAAUACAUUUGCUUGCACGUGGUAAAAGAUUCGUUCAGUAUAACGGCCGAGAGUGUUUAUUGACUACUGUUCAUUGGUUGUGAGUUUUAUGCGUUGACCACAUAAUUGCCAGUAUCUCAUGUCUGGCAGAUUAUUAUAUGAGAUCAAUAGAUUAGUUCAUUACAUUUUAUUUUUGCUGCGACAAUGCUUCUUUUGCUGUCACGUUAUUUGGUCCCAAUGUGCCGUGUCUCUUGCUCAUCUGCAAUUCUGGCUUGAUGGGUUGUGAUCAUGGUUUGUCGCGAUGGUAAAGGAGUGUACCGCAAUUUCACCGUCAAAAAUUGUUUGAAAUUACGAGGAAAUGUAUGCUAGUAAGCUGAGAGGCACAGCUGAGUUAAAUGCCAAAUGUACCAUGACGAUAGGGGUUAGACGAAUUUCGAUUUAAAGCUUUCGUGACUGCAGGGAUUCAUCUUCUUGGUUCUUUCGGUAAAGUCACGUGACAAAAGAACCAAGAAGGUUAGACGAAUUGUUAUAUAAAUAAUUCCAAUUGCUUUAAUCAGCUUCUCAUAACGCAUGUAUACAUGUGACACAUCCAUUAGGAAAGUCAGGUUUAAAUGCGCAUUAGCUAAUAGGUUAAUCUUAUACAUUUUAAGGAGUUAUGUGAGGAUGGAGGUAGGCCACAUUAACCAGCUAAAAUCCCACUGACACAAUAUUGGAGUGGUAGUUGGGAAGAAUACACUGCAGAUUGAUUUACGAUAAUUUGACCUUUGGAGAGGUCUGCUUGAAUUUGGUCUGGGCCCAGAAAAUAUCAAAGGAAGGUGUUCCACAAUAUCACAGGACUUUAUCGGUAUAAAUCUUGACAAAUCAAGUUUUAAUCGGUAUGUCGCAUACUUUACAGGCAAGUAAUAAUGCAGUCUGUGAUAUCAUAUUUUGUGAUGAAUUAUGAAAGGCAUUAUUACAAUCCAUAAAUGUGAACAAUUUAUGUAAUUCAUCUUAAUCCUUUGAAAUGCACGUGUCAUUUAGAAAGGGUUCCUGGUAAGAUAGUAGCAGGACAUCCAUUCCACAGUAAAUGUGGCCCAUGGAUGAUACACAACACAAACAUAUUAAAAUAAAAUGUAUAUUUAAAAAUGAAUAAUAAUGACGUUAUGUGAAGUUAUAACAUGUUGAAACAAUGUCAUAAGGUACGAUACAUUGAAGGAAAUUACCAAAAGGAAUAUUAGUUGUCUAGAUUUACAAAUCUCGUAGUAACAAAAUAUUAAACGACAUGACCUGAAUCGAAGUCUCAUAUUAUGAUAUAACACAUUCCAGUCGGAUGGUGCUUAGUAAAAGAACGCUUCACAGGGGAAGACAGCAUGAAGAAUGUGAGUUUUGAAUGGGAGAGAUGACUUUGGCCUGAGAGCAUUAAUGCAUGAAUGUCCUGUUCAGGAUGUUCAAAUCACGUGGACAUUACGUACGCUGUGAUCACGUGGACUAACACGCUGGUACAACACCCGCCAAAGGCUGUGAAGGACAAGCAAAAUGGAAAGAGGCAUCCGUGGUGUCACCAUGUUCAUUGCUUGAUAGUUAAUGAGACGAUGUUGUAACAAGACACAUCCUGUACCAAGUGUCCUAUGGUGGUCGAGACAUUCAUUUUAUGGAAAAUAAACUGUAAGUGUCUCCGUGAUAUAGUUUAAGGAUCGAAUUUACCACAAUAAUUACGUUGUGCCACUGCAGAAUCAUGAGAUCAUAUUUAAAAAAGUCACAGUGGAAAAGUCACAAUUUACCAAUAUUAGGCUUGUUUUAAAAUAGUUUGUGUGAUGAACACAUUUCUUUAAUCGGUGACUACUGCAUCUAAAACUGUUGUAAGAGGUACAUGUGCGUGUCUACUUUUAAUCGCCCAUUCCCUAAACUUCCAUCUCCCCAUUGUUUUACACUAAAGUGAAACUGUCCUUCAUGAUUCUUCUAUAUCCAUAGUAGCCAGUUGCAUUAAUUAAAAUGUAUCAUCAUGCAUAAAGCUUCUGAUAAUAUAAAAUGUGCAUUCUUACAAAUCCUCAUAUUCCUGCUUGGAUAGUCAUAGAAAUUACAAACGAGAAUUGGAAGGAAAUACGAUCAUUGUUUAGGAUUGAACAUGGCGGUCGUAGCAGACAUCUCUCCAAAUGCCAAAAGCAAAUACAAAGAAAAUAAUCAAGUUGGGCAGCACUCACCUCGCUGGCAGCUCUGAGCCAUUCAUAGAAAUGUUGUUUCCUCGAGUAAAGGUUAUUAUUUCCUUAGGAAAAUAAAUGAUGUCUUCCGACGAAGUGGUAAUCAGUUUAUGGACCCCAGAAGUAUGAUGGGUUGGAUUAGCCCCCGACUGGGAUUUGUAGUUGUAAUUCGGGCAAUCUACCGCGAUGCCUCCAUUUUAAAUUUACGGACUAAUUAAAGGUAUACAUUGUUUACAUAAUCGUUCACCUCAAUAUCGCUAAGCUAACUGAACAAACUUUAUUUAAAUUAGAAUGCAAUAGGCUUAUUUUUAUUUUUAUGUUCGAUUUAUUUGAGGUGAUUAUUCCACUCAUUUUUAUUCAUUCUGUGAGAACUUUAUUUUACCAACGUAUUUUCAAAUAAUGUUGGAAAUGCCCUGCAUAAUUAUGUACUUUGGCAUCAUGCAUUUCGUGUGGAUAUGUGUGUCCUUAGCGGUUAACAAACGAGCCGAUGCAUCAUCAAAAUAAGUAUUGGUUUUCUAGUUCUUAUUAUUUUUUUUGUCCAAAGAGAUGGAGGGAGGCAAAAAAAAAGCUGAUAGGAAAGACAGCUCAAAAAUGAUUUAGCCUGCUUACUGCAAGCAACCUGAAUUCUCAAAAUCAAUGAAAAAAUACCAUUACUGUUCCUUUUCUGUAUUCUUGAAAUGAUUGCAUUUUUUUGGAACAGGACCGUGGAUAAUUUUGUCUGAGAUAGCGUUUCAUUAACAGCCGCAAGACAGCCUUCUUUAAUUGCCAUUUCAUGGUGAAAAAUACGUGACUAAUAGCAUAUUGUGGCUUGUGAAGCCAUUCACGAGGACACUUACAGAAUCAAGAUACCUGCAGAGACGGAAAAUGUUUCCUUUUAUCCACGCAUAAUGUGCGGCGUUUGUUUAACAUUGAAAUGUAGCACAAUGUAUAAGACCUCCCGUGCACCGUUGGAUGGAUGUACGUAGCCAAACCGUCCUGAUCGGAGGUGCGAGCCAUCGACGCUCUCUGUUCCUGUUGCGGGUGUUCACGUCUUGUUGCCAUGUUUCCGAAUGUUUUCUACGUUCCUUGCCUGUAUAUGUCUCAUAGAAUACUUUUAUGACAGAUGGAUUUUAAAAUUAUAAUAAACAAUCGUUUCAAUUAAA